AUGGCCGACGCUCCUGAUAGUCCCGUACCGCAGCAAGAAACUCCCGGAAGAUCACCUUUCCAGAAUGGUGUCAGAACAUCAGGCCGUGCUUUCAAUUCGCCCAACUGGCGCAUGAAGGGCGAAGAGAGCCCGAGCGCUCGGGACUCUGGAUCCCCCGGACCCAAGACAACUACCUCGAGACUCACAUUCGGCAAGCUCAACUCUCAAGUGCCCCCGGCCAUCUCUGAAGGUCGACGCCUCUAUGUCGGUAACAUGCCCUAUACAGCCAAGUCGGAGGAUGUGGAAGCACUGUUCACCGCGACGAAGUUCCCAAUUGAGCGUAUCGAUAUCGCCAUCGAUCCUUUCACGGGCCGCAAUCCUUCAUACUGUUUCGUGGAUUUGGACACAAAGGAAUCGGCAGAGCGAGCGAUGAACGAAUUAGAUGGCAGUGAUUUGCUCGGUCGUCCUGUCAAGAUCAAGCCAGGUGUCGCCAAAUCUGCAAGCGAGCGUGCUCAGCAACAACGCACCGAAGGUGCGCCUCGUGGCGACAGAACCAGCAGCAGCAGCAGCAGCAGCAGCCCAUUUGCUGCUGACCGCUGGCGCCGCAACGAUGCUCCUACCUUCCCCAAGGUCAAUAGCGACACCAGUCGUCGUGUAUACGUCGGUGGACUCCCAAAGGUGAUUGAUACCGAGGAGAUCACCACCAAAAUCACUGAUUUCUUCAAGGGAUACAAAGUUGAGAACGUCAGCAAAUUGUUUACUCCUCACCCUGCGAAGCGAUUUGAAGCUGGAGACCACUACUACCUCUUUGUUGAGUUCAGCAGCGUGGAAGAGGCCCAGACCGCCAUGGAUACCUUGAACGGCCAGCAGGGUCCUUGGGGCGGCAACCUCCGUGUGCAGAGAGCCCGAGGAGAAACCUAUAACUCCGAGGAAAGGAAAGCUAGAUGGUCAUCUACUCGAGGCGAUGCGAAUGAUGCACCGGUUACCGAUGAGGUUGCGGGAGACGUAUAA
Molecule: messenger RNA, 990 nt
Organism: Aspergillus clavatus NRRL 1
Lineage: Eukaryota; Fungi; Ascomycota; Eurotiomycetes; Eurotiales; Aspergillaceae
Product: RNA-binding protein
Exons: 4
Coding region: 1-990 (329 amino acids)
Molecular function (GO): RNA binding
Source: RefSeq, a predicted model, not a curated record